This is a messenger RNA of Didymodactylos carnosus, 1602 nucleotides long. NCBI's taxonomy places the organism in Eukaryota, Metazoa, Rotifera, Eurotatoria, Philodinida, Philodinidae. The record is from the annotation of a GenBank genome assembly.
AUGACAACUGAUAUUUCCAGUAAUUUUCCUACAGCGCUGCUUUUGAUACUCGAACAAGAAAUAGAACGUCCUCGUUGGGUAGUAAAGGUAUUUCCCGGUGACGAAUUGGAAAAAUGCCUUCAAUCAACUAUAGAACUUAUCAAUGACGGUCACACCGCGGAAUUGGACAAGUCUUGUAAACGUUUUCUAGAAGUCUAUAUACCUAACGCAUUUAAAAAAAUACAGUGUGAUGAUGCAGUGGACACAUGGCCAGAAACUAUACAAAAUCAUGUUUAUGAAAUAUUAAAAUUGUUCAUAGAUCUUGUAGCCAUUCGUUUAUCAUAUUCACCACCAGUACCAAUUCAGUUAUUAGAAACUUUGUCCAUAAUAUUUGAUUGUAAUAAUGAAUUUCAAACUAAACACAGACUGAAACCAUAUGAUUACGAAGAAUUUGAAGAUAAACUUGAUGAUGAAACAAUACUAACAUUUCAACCAUUGACAGAGGAAAAUAGCUACGGUUGGCUACGUUCAUUAAUUAAUCGAUUUGUAUUCAACAGUGGCAUUAAAAAUUUAAUAAAACAAUUUAAUAAUCAUUCUUUGACCACCGAGGUAAGAGUCGACUUGAAACACUUAACGUGAUACUUUUAUAAAAUGCGUCAAUCUACCUUUUUCUAAUGUUCCACAACUGAAACAGGUCAUUUCCGAUUGAUUUUGAUGAAUAAAGGGUAUCCCUCCCUCUUUUUUCACCUUGUUGCCAAAUGCGGAGCACACGUCCAAUUGAGCUUAAAUUUAUAGGUGAAAUAGAAAAUAGAAAAAGAAAAUCGGUGUAUUUUUGCUCAGAAUUUUCUGACAUGUUAUUUUAUGAGUUUUAUGGAAAACUGCACUUCUCAUCUAGUGACAUUACGACCCCUCAAAAAAAUGGUCCGGCUGAGCUCAAAUUUUUGUCACAGAUACUUUAGGUCCUAUCUCAGGUUAAAAAUUUUUAUUUUAUAUGCUUUACUUCUUGAGAUAUUGGAAAAAUGCUAAAAAUUCUUUAUAAAAAAAACGGUUUUUGAUUUUAAAAACCUUUCCACACCAAAAACUGAAGUCAUAAACGCUUAAAAAAAAUUUUGAACCUGAGAUAGAGUCUGAAGCAUCUGUGGUAAAAAUUUAAGCUCGAUUGGACCGUUUUUUCGAGAGGUCGUAACGUGACUGGAUUGAAAGGACUGACAGAAAAACGCAUAACGACAAAAACACACUUUACAUAGGCAUGUGUUUUUCAGAGCAUUUGCAGCGAUGUUUAGAUCUCCACAAAAACUCAUCGAAAAUUUUUGGAAGACAUCUCAUUUUGAAGAAAACACUUUCUUCUAUCAUGCUAUGUGUAAGAAAAUAUUCUGAAUAUACAGGAAAGGAGAGAAAAAUUUACAAACCUAAAAAAUCGAGAUUUUCUAGCUUUUAAAUGAGAAAAUUAAAAACUUCAUAAUUUUUUCAAGGAACGUCAUGGAGAGCUGGCAGUGGUCUCAUUAUGUACCGCAACUUCCCUCCACAUUAGGCUAUAUUCAGCUCAAAAUGAAAACUUUUCUGCAAAAAAGAGGGGACUCGAGGGGUAUUCUUCCCUUGUCGACCGAUCUUACGGCAAUUCUA